CGCGUGCUUCCUCACCCUCGGGAGAGUGCCAAAGGUGGUGAUUCGGCCCGUCACUGGGACAAAUGUGAGGAGUUUGCCUGGGUGUUUGCCCAAUGCGAGUGAAAAGUUGACACUUCGCUCCUCGCGAGUGUCGUGUGUGUGCGUGAGAGAAGAGAGACUGAAGGGAAAAACGCUCAAUAUUUGGGAUCUUUUGUGAAGUUUUGCUGGAUCUCAGGUGUUCUCAGGUGCCCAUAGCAUCCCCACCGACAGCGUGACAGCAACAAAGAUCAUCACAAACAGAGGCACAUACUGCCGUUGGAUUGGCGAGAAGGCCACACACACACACGCCCUGUCCUCCGCAGCCCCCAGAGUGACUCCCACAGGGACGACGAGGCCACGGACGUGAUGUACGGAAUGACACAGACCACCGCCAUUCCCUCCAGCAGUCCCAGCUCGGGGCCCUCCGGCCUGCUGCCCAUGGUCCGGAAGGUGCGCGCCCCGGUGACACCCAUCCGCGGCGCGCCCCCGCCGAUGGCCAGACCCCAAGGCAGUCUGCACUCGUUCAAGGGGCAAAAGUGGAGCUCCUUUCCCGAGAGUGCUGACACGCUCAGGGACGCGGAGCGCAGAGGCGACGAUCGAGAAGACGUCGGAGGCAGCGUGAUGCGUCUGGACAGUAGAGAGAUGUCGAUCUACGGGGUGUGUCCGGAGACUGAUCGCUUCACGGCUGUCGUGUGUCACUAUUGUGGCAUUGUGGUGAAGCCUCAAGCCCUCAAAUCCCACAUUCGACGUCACGCCGCCGAUCCUGCAAUUGCCACUGCCCUUCAGGCUGUUGCAUGGACAGAUCACACAGAAAUGGAGGAGAAUCAACUGAAACCGCCGCUGGCAGUGAAUCACGUGAAGGGUUCCACGGUUUCGUUGUUGGCUGAGGGAUUGGAGGUGCGUGAUCCUGGGAGUUUGAUGUCUUUCAAAGGGCAGAAGUGGACGACAUUUCUCAGAAGCGUGGAUCAGACGCGAGAAGCUGAGAGGAAAGCUGAAGAUCGAGCCGAUGGCGGAGGAAGUGUUAUUAGUCUGGAUGGGACGGAACUGCCAGUGGAGGUGGAUCGCUUCACGGCGGUUGUCUGUCACUUCUGUGGCAGUGUUGUUAAGCCUCAGGCUCUGCAGGCGCACAUGAAUCGUCACGCCACGGACUCGGCUGAGGUGCAGGUGAUGUGGACAGAGGGAAAGCCCUGGACCGAAGGGGAUGGGGCGGAAGAGGUGUCGACAGGGUGUCUGGACAGUCAGUUGAAGCCACCGAUGACGGCAACGGCGUGCAUGUCGAGUGGCUUGACGAUACUGCAACACGGCACGAGUCCUUCCAAAGGCACCACGGCGCCUUCGCACCCGGACAGCAUUGAGACGCUGGACAGUCUCCUGCAUUCGGACAAUUUGAUAUCGAACACAGUGAAGGCUUCGGUGGUGCGGAGAGGUGGCACUGGGAGAGGUCGUGGCCGACAGGCGGGGGCGAAGGAGAGGGAAUAUGAUCCGGACAGACAUUGUGGGGUUCCUGUGGAAUCUGGGAAGCCAUGCACGAGAACACUGACUUGCAAGUCUCAUGCAUUAUCGCUAAGGAGACAAGUAACAGGCCGAACGGUGCCGUUUGACAAGCUACUGCUGGAGCACAGAAAUUCCAGGGCAGCGAGAUCACGCACAAGUGUGAGCGGUGUUCAGCCAGAUGCAGACUCUAGCAAUUCCUCCUCCAGCUUCGACAUCGAGCGGAAGAGUUUGAGUGGAGCAUCGAAUUCCAAUUCGAGUUGUGGCGCAGCUCUGAUGGAAUCGCCGCUCAGGCAUGGCGAAGAUGUGGACGAGGAGUCACCACAAAUGCAUAUUAAGCUCACCGAUUGUUCGGUGACACUGAACAAACUCAAGAGGGAGCACACGAUCAGUAAUUUGGGCGGUAAGGCGAAGAGGAAGCCUCCGGUUCCACCUAUUCAGGAGGUUGUGACUGAAGCGCCGCCAGAGACUCUGUUGAGCAUCAGCCAAGCACCGGAGCAGCAACUCACCGUGACGGUGCCCCUGUCGAUGAUCAGUGUGAUGAAUUUGAGUGCGUCUGGACAAAUUUCCCAGCCUUCGGUUGACACGAGUCUCUUCACACUGUCCAAUCGUGCUCGGCGGGAAGUGCAGCGUUCGAAGCUGCAUCUCCUGAGGCGGCAGGGCGUGAAGGAAGAGCCUGAAGUCACACCUGAUCCCACUGAGGAGUUCCCGGACAUUGACACGUGGCACAGCGCAAUUCCACGCCCGUGUCAGGUGAAUUGCAUGAGAUUGAGACGCAUAGGAGGCGGCAGCAUCUUGUCCAGGCGCUUCUACAACUUCCGAAAAGCUCUGCUUGCCAACAUGUCCACCAGCAUGGCCACAACGCCGGGCCAGGCGACAAACAGCGGCGGCGCGAGUGUGGGCGCCGUGGCGAGUCUCCUGAGCAGCCGAAGUGGCGUCGGGAGUGCGGCCAAGCACACGGGCUACCUGGACAAGGUGAACUUCUCCGGCGAGAGGAUAAAGGUGUAAAGAAUGCGACUUAAGGAAUUGUAUAUCGUUAGGAAUUUCAUAGUUUCGAAAAAAAGGCCGGAAAAUACUGAACACAGCGAGAUGAAAAAGAACCCUUUCUCAAUUUAUUUAUUCUUUAUUUUAGUUAAUUGUAGUAAUAUAUUUUUUAUCCACUCUUUUGCCCAAAUAAGAAGAAUGUCACACAGAAAUAUAUAAUUUUAUUUUUAAAAUUUUAGCCGGAAUGCGACUAUGAAUUGUUAAUGAAAAUAAGCGGGGACCGUUUAAAGGAGGAAGAAACAUAAGAAUGAUAGAUAGUUGAGCUAUUUAAUUUGGAAAGGAGAGACAAAAAGUAGUUUUUUUUAUAGUAAAUAAUAUUAUAACGUGAGAACACAAUAGACAAGGAUGAAAAAUAGACUGUGAGUGUAUGUAAAAUUACUGGAAAGAGAGCAACAAUGUGGCGUGUAUGAUAGGCAAAAUAGACCAGCACGAUAAUCAAUUGCGGAAAAAUUUUAGUUUGAUAUUAAUUUCAAUUUGUAAAUCAAUUUAAUUGUAGAUUAUUCGUUUUUUUUUAAGUAACUCUACUAUUGUAUAAUUCUUACUUUCUCAAGUCACACAAUGAAAGCGCGCGAGUGAAGGAAAAUCUCUAAAGUAAAUUUUCUCUAGUGCAGUAUUAAAAAAGGAAAAAAAGUGUUGAAUGUUCAUGACAAAAAAAAUACCCUGAGAUCAGCCAAAAUAAAUUAUCGACAAUGCUUAUUAAAUCUCUGGAAAUUUUUAUUUAUUCUUUACUCUUUGCAU
Phlebotomus argentipes is the source of this 3291-nucleotide messenger RNA. RefSeq lists its product as uncharacterized. The transcript has 4 exons. The record is from RefSeq and is a predicted model, not a curated record. The coding region runs from base 385 to 2517 and encodes 710 amino acids. Lineage: Eukaryota; Metazoa; Arthropoda; Insecta; Diptera; Psychodidae.